GCAAUGUAUCAUCUGAUGUGGAGGGGGCAGGCUCACGGCUGUUGACACUGUAGAUCUGGAAGGAGACACGUUCCCAACAGAGCAAUCAUGCGCUUGUGCCUGGCAAGACUACAUUUCCCGUGAGCCAGCGCGAGCGCAUGCGCACUAACGUCCCAGUUGUCAAAGUGCUCUUGGCGAUCAGGUCGCUCAGCCAGCUGUAAGGGAAGCGAAAGAAGGACCCCUAGAAUUGCUUUCAUCGACCUGUACCCCGUGAUCACACAUAAGCUGUGCAAGCCAUGCAGGAUGAUUUACUAAUGGACAAAAGCCAAUCUCAGCAGAGACAGCAGUCAGCCCCAACAUCCCAGGCUCAGCAGCAAGACCCCAACACUUCAGAAGCCCCCUGUGCCGCAGAGCCCCCCAGUCCUGAGAACAACAACAGCAGCACCCCAACUCUGAAGGAGAAGAUACAGAUGGAGUCCCCCAUCUUGCCUGGUCUGAGCUUCCCCCAGCCUGGUCAGCAGGAGCCCCCCACUGGCCCUUCCCUGUCCCCAUCCUUUGGAAGCACCUGGUCCACUGGAGGUACUAGCAAUGCUGUGGAUGACAGCUUUUUCCAAGGAAUUACCCCUGUCAAUGGGACCAUGCUAUUCCAGAACUUCCCACACCACCACGUCAACCCUGUAUUUGGGGGCACCUUCUCCCCUCAGCUGGGGCUAGCUCAUCAGACUCAUCAGCAACAGCAGAGAAGAUCCCCCGUGAGCCCCAAUAACCAUCCCCCCUAUAACCAGAGAAACGCUUACAGCCACCAGGCUAUCUUGACCAACAAGCCCUCCACAUCCUCCUCAUCACCGUCCCCUUCCAGCUGGAAUAACCAGCAGAAUGCAGCGUGGAAUAACCCCUCCAAUCCCUGGGGAGGUCUACAGCCUGGCAGAGACCCCCGCAGGGCAGUGGGGGUAGGAGUAGGUGUGGGGGUUGGGGUGCCCUCACCACUCAAUCCAAUUUCCCCAAUGAAAAAACCCUUUUCCAGUAAUGUGAUUGCACCCCCCAAAUUCCCUCGAGCUUCGCCUCUAGGUCCCAAAUCCUGGGUGGAGGACAACGCUUUCAGGACGGACAAUGGCAAUAACCUUUUGCCCUUGCAGGACCGAAACAGGCCCUAUGAGUCUUUUAACUUGCACUCUUUGGAGAAUUCAUUAAUGGACAUGAUAAGGACUGAUCAUGAACCUCUAAAAGCUCGGAUGGGGAUUAAUUUCCAUCACCCAGCAACAGAUAACAUUAUGGCACUUAACACAAGGAGCUAUGGUCGGAGACGAGGUCGGUCUUCGCUUUUCCCCUUUGAAGAUGGAUUUCUCAGUGAUAGUCACACUGACCAGUCAUCUGGCUUGAGUUCUCCUACACACUGUCAGAAUGGCGAACGGGUUGAGCGCUACUCUCGAAAGGUGUUUGUUGGUGGAUUACCUCCGGACAUUGAUGAAGAUGAGAUCACUGCAAGUUUUCGGAGGUUUGGCCCUUUGGUGGUAGAUUGGCCUCAUAAAGCAGAAAGUAAAUCCUACUUUCCACCAAAAGGUUAUGCCUUCCUGCUCUUUCAAGAGGAAAGUUCCGUGCAGGCUCUGAUAGAUGCCUGUUUAGAAGAAGAUGGCAAGCUUUACCUAUGUGUAUCCAGCCCCACCAUCAAAGACAAACCUGUCCAGAUAAGACCCUGGAAUCUGAGUGACAGUGACUUUGUCAUGGAUGGUUCUCAACCAUUGGACCCGAGGAAAACCAUAUUUGUUGGAGGUGUUCCACGACCUUUGCGAGCCGUUGAACUGGCUAUGAUCAUGGAUCGUCUGUAUGGUGGCGUGUGCUAUGCUGGCAUUGAUACUGAUCCUGAAUUGAAAUACCCCAAAGGUGCUGGACGGGUGGCAUUUUCAAAUCAACAGAGUUACAUAGCUGCGAUCAGUGCCCGCUUUGUUCAGCUGCAACACAAUGACAUUGACAAACGGGUGGAAGUGAAGCCAUACGUGUUGGAUGAUCAGAUGUGCGAUGAAUGCCAGGGCACACGUUGUGGUGGGAAGUUUGCGCCUUUCUUCUGCGCCAAUGUCACCUGCCUGCAGUAUUAUUGCGAGUACUGCUGGGCCAGCAUCCAUUCCCGUGCCGGCCGGGAGUUCCACAAACCACUGGUCAAAGAGGGGGGCGAUCGGCCACGCCACGUCCCCUUUCGCUGGAGCUGAGCAUUGCACAAGUCACACACAGAAGAUCGGGGUCUAUGGAAACCAGUGAUGCCCCCUCAGAUCUAUGGAAGAAAUAGCUCUUUCUGUUGUUUUAUAAAUGUUAUUAUUUACAGCCACCUUACUGAACUUAGUGUCCAGUAUAAUGCAAACCUGCAGAGUGUAACUGUUCUCAAUUUUGCACUUUGAUUUCUAUAUGGAUGAAAAACCAACAGAAUCAUCAUCCUCAUCAUCUGGUUGGUACCUUAGUUUCCUUCACAGACAUGUUGUCAGUAGAGACAUCUCAUUUAGGCCGGUACAAAUUCCUCUCCCUUCCAGGUUGUUGUGGGUGCGGUGAAGAAUUUCUCUUAUAAACUGGAGCAUGCACUUAAGUAUCUGAUUCACAAUUUAUAUUCUCCUCACCCAUAGAAGACGACUUACCAAAGUUCUCAUAAGUGAUAUGUGGAAAAUGUAGCAAAAACAACAACAAAUUCCAAUAGGAGUCUUACACCAUAACCGUGCAAUUCAAUAUAACAAAUCAUACCAACUUACAAUGUCCUUAGCUUGGUAUUUAAGAACCAUGUCUUUUUGUAAUAAGCUUAUGUUAGAGAAACCAUAUCUUCUAUACAGUGAAUCAGAUUUUUUUUCCCUGUGUUUUUUUUGUUUUAUUUUUUAUUUUUUUUAUUGAACAGGUUGGGUUUGAGAGGUAGACCUUUUUAGUGUUAUGUAAAUGUAUGCUGCAAUAGCUUUUGCUGCUAUUAAAAUGGUAUUGACAAUACCAGAAUACUCUAUUCAGGCUAGGGUAUCUGUGAUUUAAUACAUAAAAAAGACAAAAACCUAUAUAAAUAAUGUAGAAUUACAAUGAAGUUAAAAAAAAAAAAAAUUUAAAAAAAAGCUGCUGGAAAUUGAUAUAAAGAACUUCCGAGGAAGGUCGGUUUUUUCGUUUUCGAUGCAUGUUUGAUAAUUCAGAUUUCUGCAUGCAGUACUAUAGCACAUCAUAUACAACCUGACCAUGAAACAGAAACAAAUGAAGGCAUCUACUUACUAAGAAAAAGUAAUGCUACAGUAAGUAUAAAGUAUCAAAAAUGAUGACUGGAGGAAGGCAUGUCUGUUAUCUAUAAUACAUAUAAAUCAAUGGGGUCAGUCAAUAACAGAUUUUUUUUUUUUAUUAACUACCGAUAAUGAAAACUAGAUGUAGGAUAUAAGUAAUAAUGGUAAAAUAAAAGUAUAUGGUAGUCAUUAAAAAAAAAAAUGCGGUGCUCUGUUAUAUCGUGCAAUUUAUUUUAUGUAGUAAAGUGAUUUAUGUCAUGUACUGUGAUCAGAUGUAACUUAAAGCCUCUGUGUAUACCUGACAGCUUGGUAGUUCUUAGUUACAAAUCCCCCUUUUUUAUAUCUGUUUUAUUUUUUUAUGUUUUUAUAUUUUUUUUCUAGCUGGUAUAGCCCAGGUUUUACAUGCUAAAUCCCCCCCCCCCCAUUUUUCAGACACUACCAAAAAAGAAUAUUAUCUGUGGGGCUUACAGGCUAAGGCACAAGUGAUGCUAAAAGAAAUGUCCGUCUUGAAACUAUAUAAGGGUAAUGUUUAGUUUUUCUAUUGACGACAAACAAAACUGUUAUCCUAGACAUAUCCUGUGAAGCUUGAAGAUUUGAGUCCUGCUAAGGGCAUUUUUACUUAGCACAAGGCUGGUAUGUUCUGCAGGUAGUACAGAAAGUAUUCACAUCCCCCACUUAGUUAUCUGCAAAAGAUGGCAUGUCUAUGCACAGAGAGCAUCAAUAUCUAUCAUGACCCGGAUAGGAUUUUCUGCAUUUUAUGAAAUCCUUUACGGGUUUAAAAUUAUUUAUUGUUUUUUUUUGUUUUUUCCCCAUAUAUUUGUUUAUAUGUUCAGUUGCGAAUGUUAGAUGAGAAAAAAAUAUUUUUUUAUAUAUAUAUAUAUAUUUUUUUUUUUUGCUUUUUGAUUGUUAUAUUCUAAUAAAUAUGCCGGGUUUGCAUUGUAAUGCGUCCCCUAUAAUUCAUAUUUACAUAUCCUUUUAAAGCUAAUUGAAGCUAUGGUAACUUUGUUUAAGAAGCCUAUUUUGUCUCUUUAUCAUCUGUAAAAUGUAUUUUGUUAUGCACUACUCUUUGUAUCUGGGCAAUUUUUCACAGUCCGCUUCUAUUAUUAUUAUUAUUUUAUUUUUAUUUUUUUAAGAGAAUCUUUUGACAUGAUCUUUUGCAAUACCUCAAAUUUUGAAUAUAGGAAAGAAAUAUUUUCUAAGUAAGUUUAUUCAGAAAUAUAUAUUAAUUUAAUUUUUUUUUUAGAAAAAUGAUUUAUUUCUAUUUACAUUUGUUUUUCAUGCUUAUUUGCUUUUUUGUGUGUCACAGUUGAAGAUUAAGAGUUUUGUAACUUUAUAUGAUAACAUAAGGAAACAAAAAUCUACCUACUGCUACUAAUAAUUUUUGUAAAAAAAAAAAUGUAUAAAAAAUUGGGCCCCACUUGACAUUGUUACAGACUUCAAAUGAUCUGUCCACCAACCACUUUUUUUUUUGUUUUGUUUUUAUUUAAUGCAUCUACAAUAAAAGGUGAAGCAACUUUGUGCUUUGAUUAAAAAAUAUAUAUUUUUACAGCUCUUAGGCUGAUCGGUGUGUCUCCAUGGUUACAGACUACAAACACUGGGUAGUCUGACCUUUUAGAAAAUCUUGUUCCUACAGCUGUUCCACAGAUCUGUGUCUCCAUGGUUACAGACUACAAUCAGACACUGUGUAGUCUGAUUUUUCAUCUGGCUUUGAGUUUUUGCUAACUUACAUUCAGUAGAUUAUGAAGAAGUAUGGGACAGAUGGAAGGUAGUAUGGCGGUAGGAAAAGAAUUUAAACAUUUUGUAGUUUACAACCAUGGCGUCACAUAGAUGAUGGCAUAGGAGAUGUAGACACAAAGUGGUAGGAAAUUUGUAAUCAAAGCUAUUUAAAUAGCUGAUACAUUUUCUAUUUUGGAUGCAUUUGGUUGCAAAGGUGGACAUACCCUUUAAGAUUUUGAAUUCCUGAUGCACACAGCUUUGUCUUUAGCCAAAUUCUAUUAAUGCUUAAAGGGGUACUCCGCUGCUCAGCAUUUGGAACAAACUGUUCUGAACGAUGGAGCCGGCGCCGGGAGCUUAUGACGUCAUAGCCCCACCCCUUCAUGACAUCAUGCCCUGCCCCCUCAAUGCAAGUCUAGACUUGCAAUGAGGGGGCGGGGCUAUGACGUCAGGAGCUCCCGGCUCCAGCGUUCGGAACAGUUUGUUCCAAACACUGAGCAGCGGAGUACUCCUUUAAAGCGAAGUUGUAAAAUUGAAAAGAGAGUUUCCCUUAAUUUGUAUGUUUAUAAUCAGGUGUUGAUUAUAUGCGUGACUGACCAGAAUUGUGAAAGAAUUCUUCUAUUUUCUAUUUGUAUUUUUUUAAAUAUGUUUUUUAGUUUGUUAAAUUAUGGUUUGUUUGUUUUUUUUAUUUUGUUCCCCAAUUUGUAAAUCUAUUUGCCCCAGUAGAUUUCAAUAUCUCACAAUAUUGUAUUUGCUGUAAGAGGAAUCCGCAUUUAGUUUUUUGCAUGACCCUCUUACAACUGAGUGGUUUAGCAGGGUCCUUUAGGCGAAUAAAGAGGAAAAAAAAUAUUUUUUAAAUGUGUUUUGAAUUGCAACUUGACUAAAUUGUUGGAUGUAUCAGUUCAGUUGGUUGCCUUUCCUCGGUGUUAGACUUGAAUUAGUCACUAUUUUGAAGGCAGACUUAAUCUUAUUUGUUAUGUGCAAUACUGUUUGUACUGUUUAUAUAAAAAAGUGUAAAAAAAAAAUGGAAAAAAAAGCAUAAAUCUUUAUUGCAGAUUUAUUUUCAUUGCAAACAUUGUGGAUUCCGUAAGAUCAUUUUCUACUGUCAAAUAUGUACCUUUUUCUUCAUGCUGGUAUUUUUUCAAUAGUAAUGUAGCCUUUGUACUGAGACAAAGUUUUCAUUGUUAUUUUUAGAAAGAUUUUUUGCUAAGAAAACAAAUUAAAACAUAUUUACAUAUUUUUCAUUUUUUUAUUUUGUAUUUCCUUAGAGUGCUUUCUUCAACCAUUAAUAACCGUUGUUCCUCGGAGGUACUUUCAGAUCUGGUCAAUGUCAUUAAUAUUAUUUUGUAUUUUUACUUGGAAUAAAUUAAUUUUAUUAUGCGAAUUCCUUUAAAAAAAAUGUUUUUGUUUUUUUUCAUUUGUUAUUUUUGACGCUAUAUAAAAAAACUUUGUAAUAUUGUUACUAAAGUGACUAAUUUUUUUGAAAAGCAAAGCUUUAUGUAUUAACUUGCUGAUGUGGUUUACAAUGGUGUGGCAGUGAUGAAAAUGGUUGGUUAUGUAAAGUGAUUGAAACAAUGUAAUGAACAAUUGGGCAAUAAAAAAAAAAAGAGUGAAGCGAAAAAUAUUUUAUUGUUGAGCGGAAUUUCCUUUUAAUUAACAGUUUUGAAAUAAAG
This is a messenger RNA of Hyla sarda, 6595 nucleotides long. It is a transcript of the gene CPEB3, whose product is annotated as cytoplasmic polyadenylation element binding protein 3. Gene Ontology annotation, cellular component: cytoplasm; synapse; neuron projection. Lineage: Eukaryota; Metazoa; Chordata; Amphibia; Anura; Hylidae. The coding region runs from base 276 to 2183 and encodes 635 amino acids. The record is from RefSeq and is a predicted model, not a curated record. Gene Ontology annotation, biological process: negative regulation of cytoplasmic translation. The transcript has 11 exons. Gene Ontology annotation, molecular function: ribosome binding; translation factor activity, RNA binding; mRNA 3'-UTR binding.